Messenger RNA from Hipposideros armiger (great roundleaf bat), 2946 nucleotides. RefSeq names its product zinc finger protein 24 (gene ZNF24). The transcript has 7 exons. Lineage: Eukaryota; Metazoa; Chordata; Mammalia; Chiroptera; Hipposideridae. Bases 161 to 2374 code for a protein of 737 amino acids. The record is from RefSeq and is a predicted model, not a curated record.
CAACCCGCUGCGGGGACCGGAAGCAGCUUCCAGCCUGGCGCUUCCCGGGUUUCUCCCAGAUACUGCGGGUCGUCUUUCCCGGUCCCGAGGAGUAUCCAUAAGGAGAGCUUUGCCUCCUUGAAAAUUAAAGCCUGGUGGUCCUGAGCUAUUCCCAGUCCAAAUGUCUACAAAAUUGAGACAGUCAUCAACACUCCUUCCACAAAUUUCAGAAGAGCCUGACAGCAUUCUGGUAGUGAGGAUGGAAGAGAAAGAGGCCUGUAAUCUGGAAUCCAGCCUCCACUGGAGAAGCCACUAUUGCCCAGAGACCUUCCGCCAGAGGUUUAGGCAGUUUGGCUACCAGGAGUCACCUGGGCCCCGAGAGGCCCUGAACCGGCUCCGGGAGCUUUGCUAUCAGUGGCUGAGGCCGGAGGUGUACACCAAGAAGCAGAUCUUGGAGUUGCUGGUGCUGGAGCAGUUCCUGGCCAUCCUGCCAGAGGAGCUGCAGGCCUGGCUACGAGCGCACCGACCAGAGAAUGGAGAGGAAGCUGUGACUAUGUUGGAGGAACUGGAGAAAGAGCUUGAUGGGCCGGCUGAGCAGGUCCCUGGACAAAAUGAGGAUAUGCUUGCAGAGAAGCUGGCACCUUGGGAAAUCACUCAGGAGUCACCAAGUAGCCGGCUCAAGAUUGCGAAGCAGCAGCUACAGUGUGCAUCCAUGGAGCUUCAGUCCUCAAGUCAGAACGAUAAAGACACCAGAACUAUAAAUAUGAAAUCAGCUUCAAGGCAAAAGACUUCUUCAGGCACAGAACUGCAUGAUGAUGUUUCUAACACUGUUCAUAUGAAUGUUUCCCAGAGUUUCACAUCUAGAGGAACCUGUGAACAAGAUGGCAGGUUUGAAAGAAGACAUAGAAAUCCUUCUCGAAAAAAACAACACAAGUGUGAUGAAUGUGGCAAAACCUUUAGCCAGAGCUCAGCCCUUAUCCUACAUCAGAGAAUCCACAGUGGAGAGAAGCCGUAUGCAUGUGAUGUGUGUGCAAAGGCUUUCAGCCGAAGCGCAGUCCUGAUUCAGCAUCGAAGAAUCCACACUGGAGAAAAACCCUACAAGUGUCAUGAAUGUGGGAAAGCCUUUAGUCAGAGCUCGAAUCUUUUCAGACAUAGAAAAAGGCACACUAGAGGAAAAAGUCCCAUCAGUAUUGUGAGGGAAUCAAAGCAUUUACUCAGAGCUUUUUCAACAGAGCAAGAAGACACAGAGCACAAACACCUUCUUAGUAUUGAUCAGUGGUUUUUCAGGAUGUCUGCACAGUCAGUGGAAGAAGAUUCAAUACUUAUCAUCCCAACUCCAGAUGAAGAGGAAAAAAUUCUGAGGGUGAAGUUGGAGGAGGAUCCUGAUGGCGAAGAAGGAUCAAGUAUCCCCUGGAACCAUCUCCCUGACCCAGAGGUUUUCCGACAGCGAUUCAGGCAGUUUGGAUACCAGGAUUCACCAGGGCCCCGUGAAGCUGUGAGCCAGCUUCGAGAACUUUGCCGUCUGUGGCUCAGGCCAGAGACACACACAAAAGAACAAAUCUUGGAGCUGGUGGUGCUGGAGCAGUUUGUUGCCAUCCUGCCCAAGGAGCUGCAGACUUGGGUUCGAGAGCAUCAUCCAGAGAAUGGAGAGGAGGCAGUGACGGUGCUGGAGGACUUAGAGAGUGAAUUAGAUGACCCUGGACAGCCGGUUUCUCUCCGUCGGCGAAAACGGGAAGUGCUCGUUGAAGAGAUUGUAUCUCAAGAAGAAGCUCAGGGAUUACCAAGUUCUGAGCUCGAUGCUGUGGAAAACCAGCUCAAGUGGGCAUCCUGGGAGCUCCAUUCCCUAAGGCACUGUGAUGAUGAUGCUAGGACUGAAAAUGGAGCGUUAGCUCCAAAGCAGGAGAUUCCUUCAGCAGUAGAAUCUCAUGAAGUUCCUGGCACUCUCAGUAUAGGUGUUCCUCAGAUUUUUAAAUAUGGAGAAGCCUGUUUCCCUAAAGGCAGAUUUGAAAGAAAGAGAAAUCCUUCUCGAAAGAAACAACAUAUAUGUGAUGAAUGUGGCAAACACUUCAGUCAGGGCUCAGCUCUUAUUCUUCAUCAAAGAAUCCACAGUGGAGAGAAACCCUACGGAUGUGUUGAAUGUGGGAAGGCAUUCAGCAGAAGUUCUAUCCUUGUGCAACACCAGAGAGUCCACACUGGAGAAAAACCUUACAAAUGUCUUGAAUGUGGAAAGGCCUUUAGCCAGAAUUCUGGGCUUAUUAAUCAUCAGAGAAUCCAUACUGGAGAGAAACCUUAUGAAUGCGUUCAGUGUGGGAAAUCCUAUAGUCAGAGCUCAAAUCUUUUUAGACAUCAGCGAAGACACAAUGCAGAAAAACUUCUGAAUGUUGUGAAAGUUUAAGAAAUUAAAAAAAAAAGUCAGCACUCAGGUCUUUUUCUUCAGAAAUGAAGACAAAAUUAAAAACAUGGAAUGAUACAUAAUAGUUUUGUUUCCCUAUAGACUUAGAAAAUCCACUGGGAAAUAUAGGAAAUUGUCACCCACCAUUAUUUUAUCUUGAAAGAAAUGGUGUCAUACCUGCCUAGAAAUGGAAAUUUUAAACUUAAUUCAGGUGUUAAUGCCUAAAUCUUCCAUGUGAUGUUUAUAUUCUUACUAUUUUUUCCAAAUAAUGAACUGCCUGAUUCUUUGCCCUUUUCUAAAACAUUUCCUUUUUUAGACAAAUUUAUUUCUGUGUUCAUUAUUGAAAUGUUCUUUGCAAGGAUAUAGUCCCUUCUACAUUAAAAAGCAGCAUUGGAAUUAUAAAACCAUCUUUUCAAAAUUUACUCUUCUGUUUUGAUUCACAAAAUUUGGAUAUGCAUUUCAGAAAAUAGAAGAUAAUGGAUGACUAAAAGCUUCAAAGUAAGAUUAGAAGUGAUAAAACAUCAAAAAGUGAAUGGGACACCUAGAUUGGAGAAGAUACAAUAACUUUGAUCCAA